Messenger RNA from Cottoperca gobio, 7011 nucleotides. RefSeq names its product neural cell adhesion molecule 1a (gene ncam1a). Bases 176 to 3232 code for a protein of 1018 amino acids. Gene Ontology annotation, biological process: dendrite self-avoidance; axon guidance; homophilic cell-cell adhesion. The record is from RefSeq and is a predicted model, not a curated record. Gene Ontology annotation, molecular function: cell-cell adhesion mediator activity. Gene Ontology annotation, cellular component: axon; plasma membrane. The transcript is spliced from 23 exons. NCBI's taxonomy places the organism in Eukaryota, Metazoa, Chordata, Actinopteri, Perciformes, Bovichtidae.
UUGUCACUCAUUGUGCCGUGAACACGGGUAGCGACAAGGACCAAAAUUCCGUCCGGUAGCAGUUGUUCUCCCUGGAAAGGCUGUUAUCUGCCCCCCCCCCUCCCCUCUCAGUAGAGACACCUCGCUUGUUUAAAGUGCGUCUGCUCUUCAAGGAGAAUAUCUGUGACACAUUACAAUGCUUCAAAUAAGGGACCUCAUCUGGGGAUUGCUAUUCAUUGGCUGUGCAGCUGCCAUCCAGGUGCAAAUCACUCCGACCCAAGGAGAGAUCAGCGUCGGAGAGUCCAAGUUUUUCCUCUGUGAAGUGGUGGGAGAUGCUAAAGACAUUGACUGGUACGCCCCCAGUGGGGAGAAGAUCCUUCCCAACAGGCCAGACAUUAUUGUUAGCCGCGGAGAUGAAACCAUGUCAACCCUCACCAUAUACCACGCCAACGUGGACAGUGCCGGUAUCUACAAGUGUGUGGCAAAGAACGGCGACAAAGAGGCCCAGGCCACAGUCCAAGUGAAGAUCUUCCAAAAGAUUACCUUCGAGAGCGCUCCCAGCCCACAGGAGUUCAAUGAAGGCGAUGACGCUGACAUAGUCUGCAACGUGAUCAGUUCGCCGCCACCCUCCAUCAUUUGGAAGCACAAGGGCUCCAAGAUCCAGGUUGCCAAAGACGUGCGAUUCAGGAUCAUGAAGAAUGGCCACCUGCAGAUCCGCGGCAUCAAGAAGAUCGACGAGGGCAUGUACAACUGUGAGGCUCGUGUCAUGGCCAGGGGAGAGAUUGACUUCAGGAUGAUCAAGGUCGUUGUUAAUGUGCUCCCCACCAUCCGCGCGAGGCUGUCGGAGGUCAACGCCACAGCAGACAUCGGCAGCUCUGCUCUGUUGGCCUGUGACGCAGACGGCUUCCCCGAACCCAGCGUCACCUGGACUCAUAACAACAUUGUCCUUGAAAGGGGCGAUAAGUACAGCCUGAACGAGGAUGGUUCAGAAUUGGUAAUAAAAGAUGUCAAGAAAGUGGAUGAAGGAGAUUACACUUGCAUCGCCAAGAACAAGGCAGGAGAGAAAGCUGAGGAAGUCAGCCUGAACGUGUUCGUGCAACCCAAGAUUACCUACCUGAAUAACCAGACAGCCUCAGAGUUUGACGAACAGGUGACCCUCACCUGCGAGUCCUCGGGAGACCCCACACCCACCAUCUCCUGGAGUUUUGAAAACAAGGUGUUCACUGAAGGAGAGCAGGAUUCUUGGACGCGACCAGACAAAUAUGAGAGCCUCGACAGAAACAUCGUGGUACGCAGCCACGCACGGGUGUCCUCGCUCACCUUGAAAAACGUCCUGUUCACGUUUGCCGGCCAGUAUCUCUGUACCGCCAGCAACUCCAUCGGCCAGGACAACCAGCACAUGUACCUGGAGGUCCGCUAUGCUCCAAAGAUCCUGGGUCCAGUGACGGUGUACACGUGGGAGGGAAACGCUGCCAACAUCACCUGUGAGGUGGAGGCUCACCCCGGAGCCUCAGUGGUUUGGUUUAGAGACGGCCUCCAGCUGCCCUCUGCCAACACCACCAACAUGAAGAUCUUCAACACACCAUCCACCAGCUACCUGGAGAUUAACCCUGACUCUCAGAAUGACUUUGGGAGCUACAACUGCACAGCGACCAAUGUGUUGGGCUCUGAGUCUAAGGAGUUCCUUCUUAUCCAAGCAGAGGUGCCAUCAUCCCCAGAAAUUCAACAAGUGGAACCUUUCUCUAGCACCGCAGUGGUGAGUUUUGAGGAGCCCGACUCUAUGGGUGGAGUGCCCAUUACCAAGUAUAGAGUGGAAUGGCGUUUACCCGGCCAGGAAUGGACUGGCAGUGAGCACGAUGCCAAGGACGACUUGAUCAUGAUCACCAUCGUUGACCUGAAGCCAGAGACCACCUACGAGGUCAAGAUGUCCGCCGUCAACGGCAAGGGCGAAGGGGAGAGCAGCCCGGCCCGCAUUUUCACGACUGAGCCAGUCCAAUAUUCUUUCACAAUUUCAUCAGAGACACCAGCCCCUAUUGCUGCCACCAGUAUGGCCCUUAAAGGGGAACCAAGUGCACCUAAGCUAGAGGUCAAGGUCCAAGAAAGGGGCAACACUCUUAAGGUCAGCUGGAUCAAGCAGGACGAUGGCGGCUCCCCCAUUAAACACUACCUGAUCAGAUACAAGGCUAAGCAUGUGUCUGAGUGGAAACCAGAGAUCCGCAGUCCUCAUGACAGUGACUAUGUGUUGCUGAGCGGCCUGGACUGGAAUACAGAGUAUGAGGUCUACGUGGUGGCAGAGAAUCGCCAGGGCAAGUCGGAGCCGGCCGUCAUCUCCUUCAGAACAGCUACCGACCCGACUACCAUUCCAGAUGCCAUGGACGGUGGCUCAGGCCUGGGCACCGGAGCCAUCGUAGGCAUCCUCAUUGUUGUCUUUUUCCUGCUGUUGGUGGGCGUGGACGUCACCUGCUACUUCCUCAACAAGUGUGGACUCCUCAUGUGCAUCGCUGUGAACUUCUGUGGGAAGGCCGGGCCAGGUGCUAAGAGCAAGGACAUUGAGGAGGGCAAGGCAGCAUUCACGAAAGAUGAGUCUAAGGAGCCCAUUGUUGAGGUGAGAACAGAGGAAGAUCACACCCCAAACCAAGGAGGGGGUCCCACUGAGCCCAACGAGACCACGCCUUUGACAGAACCUGAGCCUGCUGCUGCAGACACUACCUCCACGGUGGUAAAUGUGCUCCCCUCCACUGCCACUAACUCAGUUGCUGAGAGCUUUAGCACGGCGCAGAGCAGCCCUGCUAGUGAGAGCACCACGCUAACCUUCAGCGCCUCCAGCCCAACCAAAGCCGCCCCGGCCAAGUCCUCCCCCAAAAACAGCCCUGCUGCCCAAUCCAGUUCGCUUAACACCCAGCCUGAUGUCGGGCCCCUGGUCGACCUGAGCGACACCCCUAAACCCCCCCCCUCAUCCAACCCAACACUCCUUGUCAGCCCGCCCUCCGCUAAUGCCAACGGGCCACAGAGCCAGAGUGACCCAGUCAAAGCCCCUGACAGCACCCAGAAUAAGGACUUACAAGUAGACGGCCCGACCAAGGAUGCACCCAAUGCCCUGUGCACAGACUCGACCACACCAGCCCACAAUGACGGUAAGACUGUGAAGGAUGAAAACACUAAAGGCGAGACGGAGGUGAAGAACGCCACAGCCGAGGUGAAGACGGUCCCCAACGAGGCUCCCCAGACGAACGGCAACGAGAGUAAAGCAUAAUGUCCUCACCCAAGAGCAGCGGGAAGAAGAGGGUGGUUGGGGUAGGGAGGGUUAUCGGGUGUGGGUUUGUAAGGUUAAAAGGGGGGGGUCACAGUCACUGAAACCUCAAAGCAAUGUCACACACCACCCCAUCGCGUCAGAAAAAACAACAAAAAGCAAAAAAAAAAAGAAAUCAUGGGUCUCUUUCUACAGUGUCUUCUGACCAGAAGAAUGUAAAGACCUCAUGCACAUGCCUUAGUUCCUUUUACGUCAGUUUCUAUUUGUUUAUCGGUCACAGAAAGAAAGCUAAAUUCAUACUUGUAGUUCGCCCUCUCUCUCGUAUGUCGUGUUAAAUUGAUCAGCUGUAAAAGUCCAUCCUGUUUGCCUGUAGAUAACCGUAGAUCGCUGCCCUCAUCAUGUACACACAUGUAAGACUGGUACCAACACUACUCUUCUUUAUGCAGUAUGGUCGUCCACGUGCUAAUGGAUUGUGGGUCUUUCUUCCUUUGUCGAUACUUUGUUGUGUUUAAAUAAUGUGCAGACGUUACUGCCUAUUUAGCUUUUUUAAUGUGUUAUUUCCAGGGCUAGAGAUUAGAACAUUAGCAUGCCUGUUUUUGCAAAGUUACUGUAUUUCUGUACAUGUUGCUGUCAUUUUGUUUUUAAUCAAGUUUCCACAUGGUUCUGGUUCGAGAAAUCGUUUAGCCUAAGAUAUGAGAAACGGAUAGAAAGAUUUAUUAUGUUAUUAAAGUUCAGGGGUUUCAACCCUGUCUCCCGAAGAAUUCUGUUUCCACAGUUGAUAUAUGUUGGUAAAUAGUUCUGCUUGAUACAUUACGGAAGAAACGACUUUGUUACUUUGCAGAUGCGUUCGUUAAAAUGUUUAUUUUGUUGGUAGAAAUCAUAAUCUGGAUGACGUUUGGUUUCUUUCUAAAUGUAUUUUGCCGUAUGUGAGCGGAGGCGGGGUUGGGUUGGGUUUAGGGUAAGGAAGUGGUCACAUUAAAGAUUACAGCUGCGUUCCUUCUGAGGGGCCACAUCCCUCCAAAGUCCAAUAUUCAAGACUGAACCGGUGAACUCGGGCGUCUCAUCCCAAAGGACAAAUACUGCCUUAUUUAGUCCGUCAGUGAUAGAAACUACUGGUGUGUCCUUUGAGUCUCCACCGGCCAAUUGUCCGUUCUGCUUUCAGGCCUCAUCAACUCGUUAAGUCAAAAAAACUGUACAUGUGACCAAAUAAACCAGGUGUGUUCACAUGACUACUCGUUAAUAUGUUCCAUGAGCUGGACCAAUGAAAAAGGAUGCAACAGGAUGUAAAUAAUGGAAGCCAGACAGGAACUCUGCCCGAUCCUGAGCAACUUCCUGUUGGUCAUUUUUGUCCUCACGAGUUGAUGAUGUCCACACAUUAGUUGUCUUCAGUCCCACCCCUUGUUCGCCAACGGAGGUGGUGCCUGUAACGGGACACAGCUUCUGUGCGCAUUGUUAAUACUGCCAGUUAUUUUUCUUGCUGUGAGAAAACACGUGUAUCUCUCUCACACGUACACCUCAACCCUUUCCUAGAGGUCACCUUUUAAACAUGUGCGCCCAGUUCUUUACCUGACAGGUUUGGGGGCUUAACAGUGACUCAAAAGGCCACGUGUGUUUUGUCAAAACAAUUUCAGUCAGCAGGUUUGAACUGAGAAGACGUGUUGUUGAAAGAAAACAAGCCCUCGCAGGUUGUGUUGCUCGAGCUGGUUGACUUCUUGACGCACCAGUUUCCACUGCCAGCCAUCGGUCUUCUUUGGGGUUAACCAUCUCUACCUUCUGCUAUGGUUCAUAGCCAUUGUUGCCUUCUCUGUGCUAACCACUGUUGUUCACUGCUUCUAAGUGAUCGGCCUGAGGCCUCAGCUCGCUCGGAGUUCUGCUCCUCCGAACAUCUGCUUCUCUCAGCCAUCGCUUUCUCUUUCACCACGACUGUUGUCAGUGUGAGUUUGUGUCACCUCUGCUUCCACCAUCUUGCAGUUAAGUCUUUAAUUAGUGUGUGUGCCUGCAGUGAUGUGACAUGUAUUGUAGGUUUAGUACAGCGUAUCGCUUUAUUCUAAGAUCACUUCAUCACUCUUAACACAAGGUCCACUUGGAGGAAAUAUUCUGGAAAUGACUGAAUGAGCAUAUAAAUGUUGUCUUUAUCUGUUAUGCCUGGCCAGAUGUUAAAGGCCCGCCAAAAAGAGGAAACACACACUGUAAGUAGAGGUGUGUUUGGAUGAGUUUUAAAGGACUACACUGACUGAGGGCUGAUCACAUGAUCGUUACCUGGGUCUCUGAUGCAUCUGUUCAAUACAGAGAGCACCUUUUUCAUUUAAUGUAAAUAUAGGUUAUCAUUUUACUGCUGGAACAAAACUCACACUGCUACGACCAUGAAAGCAGGAAGGAAACUGCAUUUAGUGUUGUAUGUGGCAGUAACCGUUUGGUGGGGAAAGUCUAAAUCUGGAUGUUGGAAACGCGGCAGAAUAAAAAGAAAUGUGCAUUUAGUGAAACAUUGUUUGCUUCGUGGUUUCUUCUCUAGUUCAGAUCGUCAGUUUAUGAUGUAACCAGCCCGCUACAGUUUAACAGCUGAGGAAGCUAGCUUAGUUUGAGCACAUGCUAAUGUUGUCUCCCAGCGGCCGUGACCUCACAAACGACUUCCACCAGCAUCAGCUGUAAACAAGUGUUCACCUGUUUGUACUUGAUAAUGAUGAAGAUUGAGAUUGUGGUUAUUUAGCAAAGUACAUGUUACGCUUUAGCAUGCACACUGGACAGAGGUGACUUCAUCGCCCGUCCUCGUUACAUAUUUGGUAAGAUAACAAACACAUUAAACUACCAAAAUCAGUCUAGUCCUUUCAAAUUAAUUUUAAAAAAAGCCCAUGCAGUCAGGAUUAAGGAUUCGUCUGCAAUUUGGAUUUAGUGGAGAUACUAAUACUGUGACUGUGUCUUUAAAUGAAUGCACACAGGACAUUAAGGAAAGCCUCUCAUUGGUCCUUUUCAACAAAACUGAAUGAAGAAGAAAUGUGUCCUUCUUAAACUCACCAGGGAGGAGUGUGGUGUCUGAAGGUCUCGUUCUACACAUAGAAAGUCAAUGAAAGGGUUUUUAAAAAGUGCACACAAGACCUUGCUGUGGAUUUGUAAGGUUUUUUUUUUUUGUACAGUGUUCCUCCUACUUUAGACUGCACGCUAGUACACUGUGAAUGUGUGAAUCCAUUGUGUCAUAGAGUUGAGCAAAUAGUUUGAUUGUGAAAAGAUGUAGCUGAUAGCGUGCGACAGGGUUCUCCAACGUGCAGCAGUCGGACAGCAGCAGACUGGAAAGACCUCUCCUCUCGGUGUCGGUCCAUUGAAAGUUUCUCCAUCGUGCUGCAGAUCUGCUUUUUCAUUUACUACAUUUGAACAGGUGUGAGUUAAGCAGUGCUCUGUUCAACUUGUGUCGUGUUGCUGAGAGAGGAAGUGAAAUUAAAGUCUGAUGAGGACAAACAUAAGAACCAAGCGAAAGGAAAACAUUUGGUCACACCGACACGUCAUCCUCGAUAACUAGCAAACCAUUACAUGAGUGUGAGACUUUGCUCAGGUCCCAUAGUCUCUAAAAUAUCUGAAAUUGUUGGAUUUGUCAGGACAAAGCAUGCAAAAUUAAUAUUCUCACAGUUUUUGAUAUGGAAAAAAAGUAAUGAAGGCUUCAUGUAUUGUAUUGAUCUGCUUUCAAGUGUCGUGUAACUUGUAACCUGUUUCCCAAACGUUUUAUAUUUGUAAUUAAAAAAGGAAGAGUUGUUACUGUUUCUUCUAAAAUACAGCGUGAACGUGUACAAGAA